GUCAUCUUCAACUACAAGAGAAUUUGCUGAACAAUCACCAUUAACUGUCACUAUUGUUAUCAUUAUCACCAGCAAUUUUUACAUUCUCCCAAACGAGGCGGAAGACGGAGGAUGGGCGAUUGUUCAAAAACCAUUUCUGAAAAUUCAAUCCUCGAAAUCCUGCAGGAUGAGUGUGCUACUCCUAUUGAGGUACUCAACCGCGUUGCAGAUUCAAUGAUUACUCAUAUGAAAGCUGGAUUUAAUGUUGAUGGUGCACGUGAUCUUAAAAUGCUUCUAAGUUAUGUUAAUAGCUUGCCUACUAAGCAGGAGACGGGGCUGUUUUAUGCUUUGGAUAUUGGAGGGACGAAUUGUCGUGUGUUAAGGGUUAAGUUAGAUGGGGAAGAUAUUGACAUCCAUAAAAUAUCCAGGGAGAUACCAGCAUUGCUGAAAACUGGUACCUCUAAGAUAGGAGAAGAUGUAGUUGCUUGUUUGGUAGAAGCUAUGAAAGAACAAGAACUUGAUAUGUUUUCUGUAACUGCGCUGGUUAAUGAUACUGUGGGAACGCUCGCUGGAGCAAGAUACAAGGACAGUGAUGUGAAAGUUGCUGUCAUUUGGGGCACCGGAACUAACGCGUGUUACAGAGAACGAACGGAUGUGAUUCCAAAACUCAAUAGACAGGGGAAUCAGGGUCACGUUACUGGAAAUACGAUCAUUAAUACAGAGUGGGGAGCAUUUUGUGAAGGACUUCCUUUAACAGAAUUUGAUCAAGACUUGGGUACUGAUUUGGGUAAACAGAUAUUUGAGAAGAUGAUAUCUGGUAAAUACCUGGGGGAAAUUGUGACUAGAAUUUUGCUCAAGAUGGCUGAAUCGGAGAAUUUGUUUGGUGAACACGACACGCCUUCUGCUGUACUAAGUACACGGGAAUUAAAUGAAAUGCAAGCAGGACGAUUCCGACGACCUGAAAAGUGUUGGAUCAAUAUUAAAAGAAACAUUCAAGGUCGAGACCACCCUAAGCACGAGAAAAACUGCUGUAGAGGUGAUUGAUGCUAUUGUCAAAAGAGGAGCACGAUUAGCUGGUGCAGGCAUAGUCGGAAUUCUUAAGAAAAUGGAACAAGAUACGGAGGGAUUUAUUUAUGGGAAAAGGUCCGUGGUGGCCAUUGAUGGAAGUUUAUAUGAACAAUAUCCACAGUACAAAUUAUAUCUCAAAGAAGCAGUUAAGGAGCUGCUUGGUCCAGAGAAAUUUGAAUAUGUGGUUAUACAACAACUCCAUGAUGCUUCCGGAGUUGGAGCUGCUUUAUUGGCCGAUACUAAUUCCAAAGUGUAUCAUCUGCCUCGUGAGGUUUGUGAGUGAACGGAUUAGCUUUUAACAUGUAGCUGCAGGCGCUAGGAGACCUUAACGGCCCACCCAAAUAAAACACAAACAGCCCGAAGACGAGUAGCAAUCAGAAGCAAUAUGAAUGUCGAUUUUAAUACUAGUAUAUUUUUAGAUAAUUGUUAGGGGAAAAGCCCCUUUUACUAGAGGGAAAGAUGAAUUCUGGGUGGAUUUAAAAAAAACUUCCCCCGUCAUAUCACCGUCUAAAACUACAUAUAAUCAAAUUGGAAACGAACCCUUGAUGGUCGUAUGUAUUGCAUGUUGUGCUCUUCAGGAUGAAGACUGUGUGUACAUAUUUCAUCAUCAAACACGUGUAUGUGAGAAGACACGUGGAGAGCAUGCGGACCAAGUCAUCAAAACAUGAUGACACACGUCCACAG
Papaver somniferum (opium poppy) is the source of this 1731-nucleotide messenger RNA. Its product is annotated as hexokinase-4, chloroplastic-like. NCBI's taxonomy places the organism in Eukaryota, Viridiplantae, Streptophyta, Magnoliopsida, Ranunculales, Papaveraceae. Gene Ontology annotation, cellular component: mitochondrion; cytosol. Gene Ontology annotation, biological process: intracellular glucose homeostasis; glycolytic process; glucose 6-phosphate metabolic process. Gene Ontology annotation, molecular function: ATP binding; fructokinase activity; mannokinase activity. The transcript has 8 exons. The record is from RefSeq and is a predicted model, not a curated record. Bases 112 to 1023 code for a protein of 303 amino acids.